UUUUUUCGAUGAAAAAAAUGUGUGUAUAUUUACUAAAAUAAAUAAGUAAACCAAAUAACUUUGAUUUUGAUCAGUACGACAUUUUAUCAACAAAUAUUUUUCUUGUUUUCUUUAUUUUGUUUUUGUUUUUGUUUUUGUUUUCUGGUUGAAUUUGUGAUUAUCAUUACUUUAAUUUUGAAAUCCGUGAUUCAACAUUAGAGAUGAAAAACGCACAUGGUCCAUAAAAGUUUUUUUUUCUUUCGUAAAACAUGAAUCAUUGGGAAAAUGUUCAAUCAUCAAGAAUUUCCGAUACUUUAUUCGAAGAUGAAAAUCAUCAUCAUUAUUAUGAUGAUAAUGUUGAUAAUUGUAUUUUGUCAAUAAAUCAUGAUAGAAAAUUAUCAACCGAAAAUUUUGGAUCAUCAUCAUUGUCGCCGUUUGAAUCAAUAGCAAUAACAUCGAUCGACAAAUCUAAACAAUUAUAUCAUCAACAACAGCAACAACAACAACAACAACAGAAGCCAAAUUCUCGGACAUCAUCGCCGGCACUUGUCUUCGAUCAAUCGAUAUUUGGAACAAACGAUUUUUCUUAUAUUGAUGAUUCAAUAUUCUCAUUAUCAUCAUCACCAUCAUCAUCAUCAUCAUUAUCGUUGCUUACAUCGUCAAUUUUAUUCGAUGAUUAUGAUCGAUUUUUUGAUCAACAACAACAACUUGAACAAAUGACCAAUAAUCAAAAUUUGUCAUCAUCAUCAUCAUCAUCAUCGUCCUUACCAACAACACAACCGAAGCCGCAACAAUUUUUACUGCCAUCAUCAUUAUCAUCAUCCGGUUUGAUUACGGAAAUUGUCGAAAUGCAACAAAAACAACCGGUUACAACAGCAACAGAAACAAUGGACAUUCCAGAUGAUAAGAUAAGCAUGAUCGAAACAGAUAUCGUUAUCAAUGAUAAUUCAUUGAUGAUGACAAACGAAAAUGAAUCAUCAAUGAAUCAAUCAAUUUUAUUAAUAAAUAAUUGUGAUGAUAAACAAUCAUUGAAUGAUAAUUCAUAUUGUCUAAAUAAUUUAUGGCCAAUAUCAUCAUUUCCGGCUGAUCCAACAAUGAUGGUUUUUGAUGAUUUAUCAGCAAAUUGGCCAGAUUUUAAUCAAGAAUUAGAUUUGAUAAAUGAUUUAGGAUUUUCACCAGAUCAUCAUCAUAAUCAUCAUGAAAAUCAGUAUCAUAAUUCUUCACAAUUGAAUAAUAUUGAUUAUGAAAUGAAUAGAAAUUCAGCGUCAGAAGAAUUUUCAAUUGAAAAUAAUGACAAUAAUUAUCAUAGUAAUAAUACGGAUCAUCAGUAUGAAUCAAUAAUAACUGAAUCAAAUAAAUCUAGUCCAUCAAUACUAUCAUCAUCAUCAUCAUCAUCAUCUUCUUCAUCAUCAUCAUCGUCUUCCUCGUCGUCAUCAUCAUCGUCGUCAUUCAACAUAUCGACGACGACAUCAUUAAUGAUGAAUGAUUCAGGAAUCGGCAGCGAUACAGAAAUAUCAAUGAAUUCAUCAACAACAACAACAUUAACAGAUUCUAUUUCUCCAUCAUAUUCACCAUAUGAUAAUAAUCAUAAACAUCAUAAUCAUCCAUUGGGAAUUUUCAAUCAUUCUACAAAUAUAUCUACAUUCAAUCGAUCUUAUAAUUCGAAUAAAGAUCAUCAUCAUUAUAAUCAAUAUGAUCCAUUUUUAAGCGAUACAAGUACCUAUCAUACGAACAAUUAUUAUUAUAAUAAUCGAAAUGAUUAUCACUUAAUUCAACCUAAAAUGAUUGAUUCGAUUAAUCAGUGUAACAUCGGUAAUGUAGAUAACAUAACAAAUUCAUUAUCAUCAACGCCAUCACCAUCAUCAUCAUCAAAAGCAACAGAAUCUUCAUGUUAUAAUAAUAAUAAUAAUAAUAAUAAUUUAUCACAGAUUCAAUUUUGUGAAGAAUUUUUUAAUUCAACAGUAUCUUUAGCGCCAUCUAAGCUUAAUGAAUCAAAUUUGAUUGAACAGGAACAAAAAAUCGCCAUUCAAAAAACAGCAAUAAAAACACCGAAGAAAAUUGGUCGACCACCGAAAAAUAUGAAUAAUAAAAGUAAUGAGAAAAAAACAAAUAACAAUAAAGUGAACAAAAAACAAAAGUUAACAUCAACAACAACAGCCACAAUAAUAAAUGCUAACAAUAAUUUAUCCGAAACAAAUGAACAAUCAUACAACGUUGAACCUAUUCCAACCAAAUCAUUGAAUCAACAAUCGAUAAAUAAUAUGACGAAUGAUAAGCAAUUUGUAUGCACAUAUGAUGGCUGUGGUAAAAUCUAUUCAAAAUCAUCACAUUUGAAAGCACAUCUUCGUCGCCAUACGGGAGAAAAACCAUUCGCAUGUGAUUGGCCUGAAUGUAGUUGGAAAUUUUCACGUUCAGAUGAAUUAUCUCGUCAUAGGCGAUCACAUACAAAUGAUAAACCAUAUGAAUGUCCAAUAUGUCAUAAACGAUUUAGCCGUAGUGAUCAUCUUAAUAAACAUCUCAAAGUACAUCGUAAAGAUUUUCCUGAAUCAAAAUUUAAUUUUACAUUCUAUAUGCGUCGUGGUCAGGUUGGAAGGCGACCAAAAUCGGUUAGUUAUUUGAAUCAGGAAGUAAUGCAAGAACAGAAACGUCGUAUUGAAAAUCAAUUGGCUGCAGCCAAAAAAGAAUUACUAAUGAAACAAUCACAAUCAAAUAAAGAUUUAUUGGCCGAUAAUAAUCUUGAUAAUUAUUGUAAUCAAAUUGUCGACAAUCAAAAUUCAUCAACAAUUAAUCAAUCAAAUAAUAAUGAUAAUCACAAAGUUUAUCAUGAAAUCAUAACUAAUCAAUAAUUUAUGAUUUCAAUAAUGACCGAUAUUUUUUUCAUUUUUUUUCUCAGAAAAAAAUUAUCAAUUCAAUAUUGAAACAAUUUUAUUAACACUGGAUUCCUAUAAUUUCAAAAUAUUUUU
This is a messenger RNA of Dermatophagoides pteronyssinus (European house dust mite), 2942 nucleotides long. RefSeq lists its product as uncharacterized. Lineage: Eukaryota; Metazoa; Arthropoda; Arachnida; Sarcoptiformes; Pyroglyphidae. Gene Ontology annotation, molecular function: RNA polymerase II cis-regulatory region sequence-specific DNA binding; DNA-binding transcription factor activity, RNA polymerase II-specific. The record is from RefSeq and is a predicted model, not a curated record. Gene Ontology annotation, biological process: regulation of transcription by RNA polymerase II.